GAGAAGAUGGCUGAUGUUAGCCUGAAGGAAGCAGCACUAAUAGUUGGUGUGGUGGCAGCCUGCUACUGGAACAGUCUCUUUUGUGGCUUUGUUUUUGAUGAUGUUUCAGCAAUUUUGGACAAUAAAGAUCUGCAUCCUUCUACUCCGUUAAAAAAUCUGUUUCAGAAUGACUUCUGGGGCACACCAAUGUCUGAGGAGAGGAGCCAUAAAUCUUACCGUCCCCUUACAGUCCUCACCUUCCGCUUAAACUACCUGUUCAGCGAGUUAAAUGCAGUUUCUUACCACUUCCUAAAUCUGGUCUUUCAUGGGGUGGUUUGCAUAGUCUUCCUCAAGGUCUGCAAGCUUUUUCUGGACAAGAGGAGCAGUGUCAUUGCAUCCUUGCUCUUUGCAGUGCACCCAAUACAUACGGAAGCGGUCACUGGAGUUGUGGGCAGAGCAGAGCUUUUAUCAUCUAUCUUUUUUCUAGCUGCUUUUUUGUCAUACACAAAAUCUAAAGGACCAGAUAAUACCAUAGUGUGGACUCCAAUUGCAGUGACUGUGCUUCUGGUAGCUGUUGCAACACUGUGUAAGGAACAAGGAAUAACAGUGGUGGGCAUAUGCUGUGUGUAUGAAGUUUUUAUUGCUCAAGGGUACACUUUGCCAGUGCUGUUGGACACAGCUGUACAGAUUCUUCGAGGCAAGGGCAGUAUUCCUUUCUCCAUGCUCCAAACACUCUUGAAGCUCAUAGUCCUAAUGUUCAGCACACUGCUGCUUGUUGUUGUCAGAGUCCAGGUUAUCCAGUCUCAGCUUCCAGUGUUUACAAGGUUUGAUAACCCAGCUGCUGUUAGUCCAUCCCCAGCAAGGCAGCUGACUUUCAACUACCUCCUCCCUGUGAAUGCUUGGCUUCUACUCAACCCCUCAGAAUUAUGCUGUGACUGGACAAUGGGAACUAUUCCUCUGGUGGAGUCUUUGUUAGAUGUUAGAAAUGUUGCCACCCUUACCUUCUUUUGCUUCCUGGGAUCUUUGAUUGUCUUCAGUCUCCGAUAUCCUGGGGAUUCCUCCAAGACUGUGUUGAUGGCACUCUGCUUAAUAGUGCUGCCGUUCAUUCCUGCAUCAAACCUCUUCUUUCCUGUGGGGUUUGUGGUGGCAGAACGAGUGCUUUAUGUUCCUAGCAUGGGAUUCUGCAUUUUGGUAGCACAUGGAUGGAAGAAGUUAUCCAACAAAAGUGUGCUAAGAAAACUUUCCUGGGUCUGUUUGACUGUGGUGCUCUUCACUCAUGCCUUAAAAACACUGCACAGAAACUGGGAUUGGGAGUCGGAGUACACCCUGUUUAUGUCAGCUCUAAAGGUAAAUAAGAACAAUGCCAAGCUGUGGAACAAUGUGGGGCAUGCACUAGAAAACGAGAAGAAUUUUGAAAGAGCUCUGCAGUUCUUCAUACAAGCCACACAAGUGCAACCAGAUGAUAUUGGUGCCCACAUGAACGUAGGAAGAACUUACAAGAACUUAAACAAAACUAAAGAAGCUGAAGAAUCAUACAUGAUUGCUAAAUCACUGAUGCCACAGAUCAUUCCAGGUAAAAAAUAUGCAGCAAGGGUUGCUCCUAACCAUCUGAAUGUUUACAUCAACCUGGCAAACUUAAUCAGAGCCAACGAAUCUCGCCUGGAGGAAGCAGAUCAGUUGUAUCGCCAAGCGAUCAGCAUGAGGCCAGAUUUCAAGCAGGCUUACAUCAGCAGGGGAGAGCUGCUUCUGAAAAUGAACAAACCUCUGAAAGCUAAGGAAGCUUAUCUUAGAGCUCUGGAGCUAGACAGAAGCAAUGCAGACCUGUGGUACAACCUGGCAAUAGUCUACAUUGAGCUGAAGGACCCAGCAGAAGCCCUGAGGAACUUCAACCGAGCGCUUGAGCUCAACCCAGCGCAUAAGCUGGCCCUCUUCAACUCAGCACUGCUGAUGCAGGAGUCUGGUGAUGCUCGGCUCAGACCUGAAGCUAGGCAGAGGCUGCUGCAUUAUGUGAAAGAGGAACCCCAGGAUGCAAAUGGCUACUUCAAUUUGGGAAUGCUGGCCAUGGAUGACAAAAAGGACACAGAAGCAGAAGCCUGGAUGAAGAAAGCCAUCAAGUUACAAGCAAACUUCCGCAGUGCUCUGUUCAAUCUGGCACUGCUUUACUCACAGACAGCAAAGGAGUUGAUGGCUUUGCCUGUCCUAGAAGACCUACUGAGAUACUACCCAGAUCAUACCAAAGGUUUGAUUUUGAAAGGAGACAUCCUUAUGAACCAAAAGAAGGAUAUUGUUGGAGCAAAAAGGUGUUUUGAAAGGAUUUUGGAGCUGGAUCCCAACAAUGUCCAAGGCAAACAUAAUCUGUGUGUGGUUUACUUUGAAGAAAGAGACUUAAUAAAAGCAGAAAGGUGUUUGGUUGAAACACUGGCACUGGCACCUCAUGAGGAGUACAUCCAACGUCACCUAAGCAUAGUUAGAAGUAAAAUUGCAUCAUCCAGUGCUACAGAACAAUCAGCACCUCCAGCAGGUGGAACUGGGACAGGGACUGCAACUGCAGCAGCAGAAGGAAAAAAAACCUCAUUUCAAAACUUGAACAAAGUCAAAAAUGAGCAGAAAGCUACUCAAGCAACAGCUGAGGACAAUAAAGGACACUCCAAAAGUAAGAAACGAACAGAGAAAGCCAAUAUGGACAAAGAGGAGACCCCUAAAAAGUCCUCAAAAGAAAUCAAAGAUAUUGAGAAAAAGAGGGUUGCUGCUCUGAAAAGACUGGAGGAGAUUGAGAGGAUAUUGAAUGGUGAAUAGUCUUCAUCAGCUGCCAGCAGGACCAGGGCAGGAGGCUGGUUUUGAUUAGGAAUGUGUGAUGCAGCUGGAAAGUGGUCUGAGAAAUAACUGACUGCAUAUCACUGAGCAAGCAGCAAGAGG
Molecule: messenger RNA, 2895 nt
Organism: Indicator indicator
Lineage: Eukaryota; Metazoa; Chordata; Aves; Piciformes; Indicatoridae
Gene: TMTC3
Product: transmembrane O-mannosyltransferase targeting cadherins 3
Exons: 13
Coding region: 7-2775 (922 amino acids)
Biological process (GO): protein O-linked glycosylation via mannose
Cellular component (GO): endoplasmic reticulum
Molecular function (GO): mannosyltransferase activity; protein binding
Source: RefSeq, a predicted model, not a curated record